Molecule: messenger RNA, 534 nt
Organism: Ordospora colligata OC4
Lineage: Eukaryota; Fungi; Microsporidia; Ordosporidae
Product: synaptobrevin/VAMP-like protein
Exons: 1
Coding region: 1-534 (177 amino acids)
Biological process (GO): endoplasmic reticulum to Golgi vesicle-mediated transport
Cellular component (GO): Golgi apparatus
Molecular function (GO): SNAP receptor activity
Source: RefSeq, a predicted model, not a curated record
AUGGGGAUGAUUUCUUUGAUAGUUUUUGACGUGAAUAGCGGAGAGAUACAGAAGAAGGUGUUUAGUCUUGGGCAGUUUUCUUUUUUUACACGAGGCAAGGUGAAAGAGACUGUGACAUUUAUUUCGCAUGAGCUUGUCAAGAGAUUGGAGACGUACAAAUUUCAGGAGUAUGUGCAUAAGUUUAAUGAGGAGAGUUACAAGCUAUUUACUAUGGUGCAAGGAGAUCUUGCAUAUGUUGCAUGCUCUAACUUUGAGUAUCCAGGAGCGGUUGCAUUGAAGUUUCUUGAGGAGGCGAAGGAUGGAAACAUUGAGAAGCUGAUUGAAGAGUAUCAGGAUCCUACAUCAAAGCAUAUCUUACAUCAAGUGCAGAAAGAGGUUGAGGAGACACGAGGAGCGCUGUCCAAGACACUGAUUGCGGUGCUUGAAAGGGAUGACAAGAUAGAGGAUCUUGUUGCAAAGUCUGAGCAUCUACGAUAUGAGACAAAGAUGUUUUUUAAUAGUGCAAAGAGUAAGAACAGGUGUUGUGGCUCGUGA